Messenger RNA from Liolophura sinensis, 4121 nucleotides. Its product is annotated as proton channel OtopLc-like. Lineage: Eukaryota; Metazoa; Mollusca; Polyplacophora; Chitonida; Chitonidae. Gene Ontology annotation, molecular function: proton channel activity. The transcript has 7 exons. Bases 146 to 1969 code for a protein of 607 amino acids. The record is from RefSeq and is a predicted model, not a curated record. Gene Ontology annotation, biological process: proton transmembrane transport. Gene Ontology annotation, cellular component: membrane.
UGGGAAGGGAACGGGCACCGACUACGCCGGGGAAAUAGUUACUACAUACCUACACGGCAGCUUUAUCUUCACAGCUGCACACAUUGCCCAAAACACAGGGCCUGUUGUUGAUGGCGAGUGGGAGUGUGGCACACAUCAUAUCAUCAUGCGGUCGUCGGGAUACUAUGUGGUGAAUGACUCCAAGCCGGUUAGGCAGAAGAGUGAGCUGGCGGACAGCGGCCCCGCGGGUCCAGUCCUGUUGACCAAGAUGGCCACCACACAGGGCGUGGAUAUAGCGGCGACUGAGGUGUACCAUGAUGACAAGACACCGUACAGAUCGGCGGUAACCAGGCUGUUCAGCUGUAUCUAUGCCCUGAUUAUUGUCGUGUUGGGGAUAGUUCUUGCCACGGCCAAUGUCUUAACGGGAAGGGAGAGAACCCACUACUACUACCUGGAGGCGUUCCAGAUCUACUUGUACUUCCUGUCCCUGGUCUUCCUGUUGUACGUACAGGGCUGUCUGCUCUGGGGAAUCAAGAGUUCUCGGUAUGAGUACAACAUACGCUACUCAUUCAGGCGGAGUAAAUCCGGCAGCCCUGACAGAGAUACCGAGGAGAAGCUGACAGACAUCGAGAAGAUUCGAGAGUGCAGCCCCUUCCCUGACGACUCGCUCAGGGGGCGCCUCACGCUUCCGGCGGAAGGAACUGUGGCGCAUGUCGGAGAAGGAAUCAACUUUUACCUCCGUCUGGGCGCCAUAGCGUUCAGCAUCGCCACAGUUAUUCUGGACGGCUUUCAUAUCUCCUCUUACUUUGAGAACGGGACCUCAGACAAAUGCCGCAGUCACAUCUUCCUGGUUGUGUAUUCACUACACAUAGUGUUCGUCUUCGUCCAGACUUUCUUCAUCUUCAAGAAUCAUAGGCUCUUAAUCAAUAAGCAUAAAGCUAUGGUGAGGUUUGGGCUAAUGCAUCUGGUCGCCACAAACAUCUGUGUGUGGAUUAUAAGCACGGUAUCUGAGGCCUCGGACUCGUACAAGAGACAGGAAUACCAUGCUCGGGUAAACCGAUCGGAUUUGUCCGCGACUACCCAGCAGACAGUUAUCACCACGCCUGUCUACAGAAGCUGCUACGCCGCGAUCACGCUGGCCAGGAUUGCCUCCCCUUACCUGUUCCCCUGUAUCAUACAGUACAGCCUGAUAGCUGCCGGUAUCCUGUUCCAUAUGUACCAGAACGUCGGCGUGACCAUCAAACAGCGCUGGCCCAGUCACGCCUCCUUCACCAGCUCGGUACCCGCGGGUACCACCAACGUCGACUGUGACAAGGCCAACAAGGGGCUCUUCCUUGGUCUUCUCAUUGGAGUUGUCACCGUCAUCGCUAUAGCCACUUUCUUCGUCUUCAACGCCCGUCUCACGGACACCGGUACCGCCAUCCAGAUAUUUUACAUCACCGAAAUCUCCUUGCUGGGAAUCACCCUGAUUGGUGUCAGCAUUGGUUACGGACGUCUCGCUAGGCUGAAGUUCACGGAAACCAGGGACAUAUCCUUACCGGGAUUCCUUUUGAUCAUCGCUCUGUUCGGCACGUACGUGUAUUACGCCUUCGUCGCUCUGGCCAUCGCCUUUAACUUCCGGAGUUAUGGUCUGAUUGGAAUUUUGGCCCUGGCAUGCACGGCUGUCGCUUUGGUGGAGAUUACUAUCCAGGCUGCUUUUAUCUUUGACGGCUUACGGCGAUGUUCUGGAUGCGAAGCCCACAUCGCCAACAAGCCAGGGAGAGCAAUAGUUACCUUCCUUCUCGUCUGUAACCUUGCUUUGUCCGCUGUCUACGUAUUUGAGGUGACGAAAACAACGGUGGCACCGAUACACAAAACUUUUUACGGAAUCCUCGCCUGGAAUGUAAUCACACAUAUUUGUCAUCCACUUAUCAUUUUCUUCCGCUUCCACUCUAGCGUUUGCUUCUCGGACAUUUGGUUUCUUCCGUACCAGAGAGAGAAGGCCCCUUAAUCUGCUAGUACAACUUUCACUCUGUCCUCAGGUGGAAUACUAUGUAAUGGAAACUGACAGGAAUGGAAACAAACCGGUUGCUCCUGUUGCACAGUUUUGCACAGAACCCGGGAGAACAGCAUGGAAUAGCUGCACGGAUAGUUUACUGGCAAAAAAGGCAGGUUUGGUGGACGCUUUUGUCAGAAACAAUAUUGGUGGUGAUUUUGUGAAAGGAAAACAAUGUCACCGUAAUGGUAUAUUGUAACGACACUGCCAAUCUGUACAUAUGUUCAUAUACAUGUAUGACCAGCGCUGGGCUUUACACGUUGUGAUCAAAACCCAUACAUACAUUAAAGAAUAAACUUGGCUGAUGUUUCAACCAUGACUGGUGAUUCGUACCUUUCCUUGGACACCAAUCUGUGUUUUGCCCGACAUGGUAAGGGAGACAACUUUUGCUCGACGAAUAGUUCACACAAUUGCAAGCUUUCGGAGAGAGAGAAUUGUAUGCUUUGUAGGUUAGUAGACGGUAUGGCUAACUAGUAGUGUGAUGUAGUCGUGGUGAUUUUUAUGUGGAUAUGCUGACGGAAUGUUCAUGUUAUAACUGAUUACUACUCACACAAAAUGGAAACUAUGGCACUGUAAUUAAUGCCAGAAAGGAGAGGAAAGAAGCCAUGGAGGAGUGUGUUUCUCUUGCCCUUUUUAUCGACAAACCACAGCUCUUUAGCGAUUGAUUUUCGUGUUGACGUGCAUUACACUAACUUUGAAAGUGCAAGGAGGCAGUUGGAUACUACAACGCUGGUAUUUAGACGUUGAUGAGUUUUCAUCAGCUAACAGAUUAAGCUGUGUUGUUUUUGUAGAGAGAUAGCACAUUGUAGGACACACAUACCACAUUAACACUUUUAUACAAAGGCUUCUAUAUAAACAUAUAUUCUCAUUUGAAGUUUACACCAUAUUUGGGACUUAUUUAUUGCUUCUGGAAUCUUCAUUUUCUUUUUGAAUUGUGUAGUUAGGAUUUAUCAUCAUUAUAUCUUUUCCGCAAUAAGUUGAUUUGUUGAAGAUAAUUAUGUGAAUGAUUUCAACAAAGAUAUGCACAGAUAAAGUAAUUUGUAUAAACGUUAGAUCUCAUCAUGUAUUACAUUACUGUCUGCAUAUCAUCUCAGAGUUAGCUGGUGUUAUUAGAAAGCUAUAAAUGGAUGUUAGCUUGACUCAUCCACGAAAACUGAAGCUGACUAAAUUAGUUUUACAAUCAGUUUAAUCCAGUGAACAGCCUCAUCAUCACCUAUUUCAGUCGUAAUUUGGCUACCAUAUAUAAGUUGCUUUUUCUGUCAGGACAUGGCGCUUAAACGUUGUGUACAAUACCCCAAAAAAUCAUUGUAAAACGCCAACAAUGUGUAAGGAUGUGCUUUCAUGGGUGCCGGGUGAAAUUUUAGAACACUUACCUAUCCUUUCGAUAAAAAUCUCAGUACCAGCGGCUUAAUUAACACUGUUAUAACAAGAACAGCGGAAAACCUUACAUGGCGUAUCUUAGGUAUAUCGAUAUUGACAGCUCUACUGAGAAAACUGGCUAACACCAUACAUGAUAGUUAGAGAUUGUCUGGAUUUGAAAUUAGGGCGGUGAGUGGAGUUUUCGAUCUAGUUGGAUUCAAUAAGUAAGGAAUAAAUGUACUUACAUGUCUGAGUGUGUACCAAAUGUCACUCAGCGAAGCAUACCUGUACAUAUAGGUAUCUUCAACAUGGGUGUGGAAUUUUAGCUGCUUACGUAACUCUGCUCCAAGCUACUUGUACAUAAAACAAGUGGUUCUCUGCUGGCGGAUUUUAGCACAUGUAUAUGAGCAGUACAAUCGAGGGGCAUUUGUAGGACACGUAUAGUUGUUAAGACUGGAGGCAAUAACAGUGAUGCACAAUGUAAUAUCUCUAUACAAUAGAGGGGCCAGUUCCCCAUUUCACGAGUACUUAGUUACAUUUUGGUAAACAUAAAUGGUUAAAAUCAGUGGCCCUCAUUUAUUUUCAGUGUAUACAAGCAACAGAUUAAUGCUGACCCUUUGUGACCUUUGAUAAAUAUUUACCCUUUGUAACCUUCAUAGUAGAAAGGUUUUCAAAUUCAUCUCAACCGUACUAACUGUGCAUUAGAUUUUGAGCUUUGAGUUUCAGAUUUCUUGAAUAAAAUUUACUA